ACGACAGCUGCACACUUCCUUUCACACCGGCGCUCUGUCGGGAUUUUCACCGUGAAAGGAGCGGUGGGUGAAAAAGACCCAUAAAGUGACACACCAUCCACGGUAAGACGAGAUUGAACCCUGUACAGACUUGGUGAAAGAUAGUGUUUAGAGCUAAUUCGCAGUGAGUCCUGAGGAGGUUUGUUCGGACACGUAACAGUUAGCUUAGCAGCGUUAGCGCGGCCACCUGGUAGAAGGACUAGCAUUAGCUUUAGCAUCUGUGAAGAGCGUCAGAGCUGAGUCACAGUAACACGAGUUUACUGAUGAAAACUGAAGCACCAGUCUUAGAAAUCAAGGGAAAUGAUCACCAGCAUCUCCUAAUAAAAUGCUGAAGUCUUAUUCCAUCCCGGUAGCAUGUUAUAGAGAUGAUAAAUGUCGCUAAGGUUGAAAGAUCAUCCUAUUAUUGAUCAACAGAUCAAUUUAAGAUCUUUAGGUGUUGUCAGGUACACAGUCCGGAAGUUGAUUUCUACUUCUUGUAUGGUAGGGGGUCAGUGAUGACUAGCCCACUGCGCAAGCUGAUCAGUGCAUAUUAAGGUGCAUUGCUGGAGAUAUCAGUGCUGCUGUUUGGCUGAGACCCUGAAUGUCAGUUUAUGAUCAUAUGGUUCAGGUCAAUCUGGAUUCUAGCCUUUCUUUCUGUCAUUGAUAUAUCUCAUAUCUUUCAUCUCUCAUUUCAGGUCAUGGCAAAGUUCCACGCUCCUGUGAUCCAGGACAACCCGUCCGGCUGGGGUCCAUGUGCGGUCCCAGAGAAGUUCAAAGACAUGCCGUACCAGCCCUUCAGCAAAGGAGACCGUCUGGGAAAGGUUUGAUCAAUCACAUUUCACGUGUACAUAGAUCUAAGCUGGAUUUCUUCUGUUCAUUUAUCAUACUUUAUUAAAUUUUAAUUCUGAGUUUUCUCUUUGACAGGUUGCUGACUGGACCGGUGCCACUUAUCAAGACAAGCGAUACACAAGUGAGUGAGACAGAUGUCCACCCAGAGACACCUUCACCUUUAACCUUCCUCCUGUGUUAGCUUUUACUACACACCCACCAUGUUAAGGGUCGGUUUUGACCCGUGUCUUAAAUCAGUUGCAAAUCACACCAAAAACAAUUCUCUAUCAUCCAAUUUGGUUCUCAUUGGGUUCAAUUUUGCUUACAGUAGUUUUUGUUGUGGGUCUCUGGGCUUUUCUUUGUCAGUAUACCCCUCAUACAGACAUCUAUACUGAACUGAUCUCAUAUGUCUGGACAUGUCUGAUGUUGUUUUUGUGCAGGGAAAAACAGGCAAAAAGGGAAUUUCCUAAAUCUCAUAUGAUUGGAAGAGGAGCUGACUGUCACUGUGGUGCCUAGCAGUGCACUUAUAAUUUCAGUUUUUGCUCUAAUUAUUAGAUAUUGAUCUAAUGGGGUCAACAGCAACUCUAACACGUCAAGUGCCAUAAUUUUAAUAAGAGAAUUUUAUAAAUUAGUCAAUUCAAUUUUUUUUUAUUUUGUUGAAAUAGAGGUUCCUGACAAAGUCAAAAAGUCUAAUGUAAGUGGCUCUUUUUGACAUUUAGAAUAAAAAAAUGGGUCGGUGCAGACCCUAACACAGGAGGAGGAUUAAUAAAAUUGUUUUUUUUUUAAUGUAUUUCAAGUGUCGCUCACAGGCACAGAUAUUUUCUAUUUCUGUCAAAGUAAAAUUGGGGAAAGAAGUAAGAUUGUGGCUGUCUAAAUUUAAACAUAGAAACACUUUCACUGUGAGAUUGAAAUAAAGGCAAAUAGACUUCUCUUAAUUUCCCUGAAAAACCAUCUAAUGUGUGGAUGAAACAUCCUAUUAUAAUCUUAACAUAUGAGAUAACAGUCUCUGUAAAAGAUGCAAACACAAAGCCAAAAUAAAUACUGUUAAGUGUAUUGAUCCACUUCUGCAGACCUAAACAUUUGUGCUUCCAUAAUUCUGAGAUUAAAACACUUGAAAUCAUUUUAAAUCUCUUUCUUUGAUGUUUGAGAAAAGCAAAUUGAAGUGUGAAGCUGAUUUUCUGUAUUUUGCCAUCAGAUAAGUAUUCAUCUCAGUUUGGGGGAGGGAGUCAGUACGCGUACUUCCACGAGGAGGAUGAGACGAGCUUCCAGCUGGUGGACACGGCCAAGACGCAGAAGACGGCUUAUCAGAGGAACCGCAUGAGGUUUGCGCAGGUAAUUAAAAAGUAGAAAACAGAUUGACUCCUUAAGAUGCAGCUGAUGUGGUUUGGUCUGAACUUGCUCUCUUAACAUGAUGCUGUGUGUUUGAACAGAGGAAUCUGAGACGGGACAAAGACCGCAGAAACCUGACUCAGUUCAACAUGCAGACACUUCCCAAGAGCGCCAAGCAGAAGGAGAGGUGAGGUUUAUACUUUUAACAGAUCAUACUGCGCUUUCCAUGUCUUGUUUUUAGAUGAGAAAAGUAGCAGCAUGGGAUCAGAUUUGCAGAUUUCAUAUCAAGGCAGACUUGUCGGGAAAACUUCAGCUGAACUCCAGCUGCUUUUGUCUCCUCAGGGAUCGAAUGCGGCUGCAGAAGAAGUUCCAGAAGCAGUUUGGAGUACGCCAGAAGUGGGACCAGAAAUCUCAGGUACUAAUCCUGUACAUUAAUUGAUAAAGUGAUAAAUGACUGGAUAUUGUAGACAAAAAAUUUCAUAAAGAGAAGCAUUUUCAUAAAAAAAAAAACUAGUUUUCAUUUGAAAGAAUAAAAAUUGAUUGUAAACAACAGCAACAUUUGGAAAUGUUUCUUCGUAAUCCUGAGCUUGAUUUGUGAUUAUCAAGGCUCAGCUGAAGCCAAGGGACUCAUCAGUGGAGGUUAGGAGCGACUGGGAGGUGAAGGAGGAGAUGGACUUCCCCCGCCUGAUGAAGAUGAGAUACAUGGAGGUGGCUGACCCUGUCGACAUGUGAGUCAAGUUGGGUCAAUAAAUCUGUCCCAGAGAAAAAAAGAUGACAGUCAUGUUGAGUCCGUCUUUCCUCCUGCAGAGAGUGCUGCGGCGCCCUGGAGUAUUACGAUAAGGCCUUUGACCGCAUCACCACCCGCAAUGAGAAGCAGCUCAAGAGCAUCAAGAGGAUCUUCCACACUGUCACCACCACCGACGACCCCGUUAUCCGCAAGGUCUCACACACUAACAGAUGUUUCUCAUAUACAAUGAAGUGCUCCCCGAAAACAGAGACAGCUGUUCCUUACAGAGGUGUGCCUUUAAAACAGAAGCUGUUCAUCUGUGUCUCUACAGCUGGCCAAGACUCAAGGCAACGUGUUUGCCACUGACGCCAUCCUGGCCACUCUGAUGUGCUGCACACGCUCAGUCAACUCUUGGGACAUCAUCGUGCAGAGAGUCGGAAACAAGUUGUUCUUCGACAAGAGAGACAACUCUGACUUUGGUGAGACUACAAGAAUAUUUUACCGACAGAGACCUGUCAAUACAGACUAUUAUACAGCAGGGUUAGUCUCCUGACGCUAAGACUAGAUUGAUCAGGAGUCCUUCUCUGAAGUGUUGACACAUAUUUAAGGCUAAAGUUUUCUUUCCAUCCUGUCAACAUCUGUUACUGUUCUGUCUUACUUUAUCAAUGAAGAAUAGAAGUUUGUUGAACUUCUGUCACUUGUGUAACCUCAGAUCUUCUCACUGUGAGCGAAACGGCUAACGAGCCACCCCAGGAUGAGGGCAACUCCUUCAACUCUCCCCGCAACUUGGCGAUGGAGGCAACCUACAUCAACCACAACUUCAGCCAGCAGUGUUUACGCAUGGUAAGAGUGCACCCCUCCAUGCAACCAGUCUGAUCCAGCUGAGCCAGCUCCCCUCAUUUCUUGUCUUUCUUCAAAGCUAAGCUAACCAGCUUUGUGAUGUAGCAAGUGGUUUCAGCUUCCUUUUAAAUAUCUCUGCUAUAAAACUUCACGACUCUGAGUGAAUUCCCGACACAUCCUGUAUAUAUUUAUUCAAGAGCGUAUUUGUCACAUUGUGUUUCCAGGGCGGAGAUCGCCACAAGUUCCCAAACCCAAACCCGUUUGUGGAGGAGGAUAUGGACAAGAGUGAGGUGGCGUCUGUGGCCUACAGGUCAGACAUUUAACACAGCUGCAGAGUUUAAAGACACCUCAGAUACAAAAUAUCCAGGAACUCUAAUAAAUCCUGCUCCUCCUGAAGUGUGAGCAUGAACUGUUAGGAACCUGAAACCCUCUGAAGCUGCAGUAACAUCAGUUAUCUCUGCUGAUAAGUCAUAAUCACACAAUGUAAUAACAGCUUCCUCUCAGUUUGACGGAUGUUUUUAAUCUUCAGGUAUCGUCACUGGAAGCUUGGGGAGGACAUCGAUCUGAUCGUCCGCUGUGAGCAUGAUGGCGUGAUGACCGGCGCCAAUGGAGAGGUUUCCUUCGUCAACGUGAAGACGCUGAACGAGUGGGACUCCAGGGUGAGAAGAGAGGAGAGGGGAAAUGGCUUUUAACACCGCUUAUAUGAGGAGAUUAUAAUUUGCACAAGAGAUAUUACCAAGGCCUCUAACACAAUAAUAUGUUUUCAAUUUGUUUUUGUUCACGUAGUCUAGAUUAGAAAAACCUGAUUAUCUGUGAUUAGAUUAGAAUAACUCCUUGGUUCCUGUGGGGGAAAUUUGUCAUGAGUAAGGGUGCUAAACGGACCAACGAUUGGUGUUACAUAAAGUCAAUUGUAUUAUUUCGAUACUUUUUGAAAAUAGAGAGUCCAAAAUUCAAUUCCAAGGGCAAAGUAACAACAAUUUUCAAACACACAUUAAUAAAAGUCUUUGAAGAAGAAAAGAUGGUCAGUAGAUUUAAAUAUAUCAUCCAAGAAUGUCCACUGAGAGUUUUUUUUUUUAAUUUACUAUCAAGCUGAACUUGACUUCUUGUUGGUUUAUCAGACACCUACACCUACUUAAACUGGUCAAGGUCUUAAAUGAGUUCUCACCUGCAGCUGUUUCUGGUCCGUACCCUAUGCUAAUUCUUAGCUCAGCUCUUGAUACACUUAACCCAAAUGUCUAAAUCAGCUGGAGGAGUUAGUAAUGAGGCGCUGGGCUGGUUCACCUCCUAUCUGUCAAAUUUCUGCGGUUUAUUUUUAUUUCCCUCAUAUUCACUGUUUACAUCUUUCCCUGGGAACAAACCCUACAUAACUGCUGAGCCUGGGUUCUGUGCUCCGUCUUAGUCUUGCACUGUAUUAUAACGGGUUGUCUUUGUGUUUCUGAUCAGUAUUGUAACGGGGUGGACUGGCGUCAGAAGCUGGACUCUCAGAGAGGAGCCGUCCUGGCCACUGAGCUGAAAAAUAACAGCUACAAGCUGGCCCGCUGGACUUGUUGCGCCAUGCUAGCUGGAUCGGAGUACCUGAAACUGGGGUAAGGAAUACCCACGACACACAGACAAACCAACGGCCUAAACAUGAGGUCAAACUGCUAGGUGGGGCCUACAUUCAAAGGAAAUUAUCCUAAAAUUUCACAGUUUGUCAAAGCCAGAGCUCAGACUUCUCGGAUGAUUUGUGAGUACAACAAACACCACAUCAAGACUUUUUUUGUACUCAUGAUCACUCUUUGUUCUUCAGGUAUGUGUCUCGGUAUCACGUGAAGGACUCGGCUCGUCACGUCAUCCUUGGCACCCAGCAGUUCAAACCCAACGAGUUCGCCAGCCAGAUCAACCUGAGCAUGGAGAACGCUUGGGGAAUCCUCCGCUGCGUCAUCGACAUCUGUCGCAAGCUGGACGAGGGGAAGUACCUGAUCCUGAAGGACCCCAACAAGGUGAGCUGAGCGUGGUCCUGUUCACGCUCUGAGGGGGAGGAGUCAGAAAAAACUCUUCAAGAAGAACUUGACACUGAAGGAUUCAUGUCUUUUAAAUUUUAUUCAUUCAUUAUCUUAACAGCAAGUGAUCCGGGUGUACAGCCUGCCUGAUGGAACCUUCAGCUCCGAUGAAGAAGAGGAGGAAGAAGAAGAUGAAGAGGAUGAGGAGGAUGAAGGUGAGGUUAAAUUGUUUCAGCUACUUUUAAAGCACAAGCACUUGGUUUAAUAAAAAGGGAAAUGUAUAGUGUGAGGUUCAGCCUCUGGAACUCUGAUAGCCCUUUCAGACAUAAACAAGGUUCCUGAAAUAAAAACGUCCUUAAAUUCUUGUUGUUUUGGCUAGUUAUGUACAGCACUUUGUACAGCUGUGGUUGUUUUAAAGUGCUUAACAAAUAAAGUUGAGUUGAGUUGAGUUGAGUUAAAUUCCCCUGUGAGUGAGCUCUAUGUGUGGUCACAGCCGAGUUCUUCACUCGGAAUAUAUCCCGCUGGCACCCUGGUAGCGGAUUUACAGACACGUCUUUAGGGAUUGAGAGGGAAGCAGAAAUAAAUAGAAUAAGAUUGAAAGUAAAUUAAAACAUAUGAACUCGUUAAAUAAAAGCAUCAAUGGUUUAAUCUUGAAUUGGAUUUUAAAACAUUAUGUGAUGACUACCAGAACAUUUAUGUGACAUCACGAUCAGCCUCCUAAAGGCAGGUUGUGAAGAGUAGAUGAGAGGGUUAUGGGUAGAGAAUUUUCUGAAGCCUUAAGCAGCUCUGAGUCAGUCUGUUUAUGAAACAAUAAGUCACACAUUACUCUGCCCGUGUGUAAGUGUCCUCACUGAAAGUUCACACUGAGCUGUAAGUUGUGAGUUAAAAAUCAGGGUUUUCCAACUGAAAAGGUGACCCAUAAAUAAUCGAUAUACACAGAUGAAUAUUUUGGAAGAAGGGAUUCAUCAGUUUGUCAUUCAAUAAUUUAAGCAGUAAACACUUCAGUCUGUAUGUCACUAGAAAUCGUGUUUCUGUGUUGAUCUUGUUUCUUUGUUUUCCUUCCAGAUGAAGAGAAUUAAAGUCUGAAACUCCAGAGACCAAACCAGCCUUCGCCAUCCUUCAAGAAAAAUCAGUUUACUUCAUUUGAAAUUUAAUAAAGAGCACCGAUUGGCUGAAAGACUUAAUGUUUUUGUCAUUUUCUUCAAACUAACACAGUGCAAAGACAUUCUGAUGAUAAAUCAAGAUAAUGCAGGACAAUCAUCCGACUGCUACAAUGUGACUGACAUCUGUGAUUUAAUGGCUACAGCCAGCAGGGGCAGCUGGGGUCAAGGGUCUUACCGAAGGACACUUUAGCACAUGGACAGCUCUGGACAAUCAUCACUGAAAAAAUAUUUACGAAUUUGGUCUUAGCAGCAAACUUUAAACGCCUCCAGGCAGUUUGUCGCCUUUUUUAUUCCCACAUGAACUUAAGAGGCAGAUCCCCCAGUUUCUCCCUAAGCAGCUGAUCCACUCUCUCACUCUGAGCCGCUGUAAAGGUGUUCUUCCAGUCUACGAUCUUACCUGGAUUAAAAGAAAUCAUGAAAAAGAG
Molecule: messenger RNA, 7312 nt
Organism: Xyrichtys novacula (pearly razorfish)
Lineage: Eukaryota; Metazoa; Chordata; Actinopteri; Labriformes; Labridae
Source: the annotation of a GenBank genome assembly